Messenger RNA from Condylostylus longicornis, 1431 nucleotides. RefSeq names its product cytochrome c1, heme protein, mitochondrial (gene Cyt-c1). Gene Ontology annotation, biological process: mitochondrial electron transport, ubiquinol to cytochrome c. Lineage: Eukaryota; Metazoa; Arthropoda; Insecta; Diptera; Dolichopodidae. The transcript is spliced from 6 exons. The record is from RefSeq and is a predicted model, not a curated record. The coding region runs from base 91 to 1014 and encodes 307 amino acids. Gene Ontology annotation, molecular function: heme binding; electron transfer activity.
AUCUGUCACUUCACAAGAGUAUCGUUGUCAUCGAGCAGCUCAAAGGUUUUUUUUUCAUCCUUUGAAAAAUUUUAGAUAUUUUUGAACAGGAUGGCUGCUAAUUUAGGGAGGAUUUGCGGCACAAAUUUAUUAAAAGCAAAUGUUAAUUUAACAUCACUUCAACAGGUUUCCAACUUUUCAACAGCAAAGCAAUGGACUAGUAAUCAAAAAAAGCUUUUUGCCGCUGUUGGUGCUGGAAUUGGAGGUUUAGGUACUCUACUUUUCGCUAUGGAACAAACUGUGAAGGCUUCAGGUACAGAAGUUCAUCCAACGAAAUGGCCGUGGAGUCAUAGUGGAAUUUUUUCGUCUUUAGAUCAUUCUAGCAUGCGUCGAGGCUACGAGGUUUAUAAGCAAGUUUGCGCGGCAUGCCACUCUAUGCGUUUCAUUGCUUAUCGUAAUCUUGUUGGGGUUACCCAUACAGAAGCGGAAGCAAAAGCAGAAGCUGAACAAAUAAUGGUUACAGACGGCCCAGAUGACUCUGGAGCUAUGUACCAAAGGCCGGGCAAAUUGUCGGAUUACUUCCCAAGUCCAUAUCCCAAUGAAGAGGCAGCACGCGCUGCUAAUAAUGGUGCAUAUCCUCCAGAUUUGAGUUAUAUCGUGUCAGCACGUCAUGGAGGUGAAGAUUAUAUUUUUGCUUUAUUAACGGGCUAUUGUGAAGCACCAGCAGGUGUAAUAAUUCGGGAAGGUCAAUAUUUCAAUCCAUAUUUCCCUGGUGGCGCCAUUUCAAUGGCACAAGUUUUAUAUAACGAGGUAAUUGAGUAUGAAGAUGGAACUCCAGCAACGGCCAGUCAGUUGGCGAAAGAUGUUGCAACUUUCCUAAAAUGGACUUCAGAGCCUGAGCAUGAUCAACGCAAAAGGAUGCUUAUUAAAGCAAUAGGAAUAUUUGCAUUCUUAACAGCCAUUUCAUAUUAUAUUAAAAGGCAUAAAUGGUCGGCAUUAAAAUCAAGAAAGAUAGUUUUUGCCCCAAAGAAAUAAAUAAUACUAGAACAGCGGUUAUUUAAUAACUUAAGAGAACUUCAACUUAUAAUAAUUAAAAAAAAUUAAAUUUAAAAUAAAACGAAAAAAUUCAAAAUUUAUUAUUAAAAGUUAUCAAUUUCUUAAACCACUAUACAUAUUUUGUUGUACGAAUUUUCGGAAUAUUUUCUUCUAAUGUUCUAAUAUUUUUGUUUAAAGCUGAUCAAGCUUUUAAGCCGAUAAAUGCAUUAUCUACUUUUUUUAAUGCUAUUGUAUAUAAAUUUAAUGGAUUUAGUCAAAAAAUGCUUUUUAUUUUACUAGCCGGACUUUUAUUAUAUUAUUUAAAAAUAAAUUUAUAGAAAAAAUUUAUUUAUAAUAAUUAAAUUUAAAUUUACAAAAGGUCGGAAGUCGACAAAACAAUAAAAGUUAAAACCUUAA